CACACACCCAACACCCCAAACUCUCCGGCAAAGCGUGCGCAACCUCCUCAAAAAUGGGGACCGCACUCAAAACCUGGGAGCUCGAAAACUCCAUCAAACUCGUCGACCCCACCAAAGACGCCCUCUACACCUACUCUGCCGACCAGCAAAAAGCCAUCAAUAACGCAAAGCCAUGGCGCACCGACCCGCACCACUUCACCAGCGUCCGCAUCUCAGCCGUCGCGCUCCUCAAAAUGGUCAUGCACGCGCGCUCCGGCGGCUCCCUCGAGGUCAUGGGCCUGAUGCUCGGCAAGAUAGAAGCGAACACCUUCAUCAUCACGGAUGCGUUCCGGCUGCCUGUUGAGGGUACAGAGACCCGCGUCAACGCGCAGGACGAGGCCAACGAGUACAUGGUGGAGUUCCUGAGCCGUGCGCGCGAGCAGGGCCAGUGCGAGAACGCGGUAGGUUGGUACCAUAGUCAUCCGGGCUAUGGAUGCUGGCUCUCCGGCAUAGACGUCAGCACGCAGAAGACGCAGCAGAUGUACCAGGACCCCUUCGUCGCCGUCGUCAUCGACCCGGACCGCACUGUCUCCGCGGGCAAGGUAGAAAUCGGCGCCUUCCGUACAUUCCCCGAGUCCUACGUGCAGGAAAAGGAAAAGUCCAGCGCGAACAAGGGGGGCGUCGGCGAAGACGGCUUCCAGACCAUUCCGCUCGGCAAGAUUGAAGACUUCGGCGCCCAUGCGAACCACUACUACAGCCUCGACGUCUCGCACUACAAAUCGUCGCUCGAUGCUAAGCUGCUCGAAGCGCUGUGGAAUAAGUACUGGGUCGGGACGCUGUCUUCCUCGCCGCUGAUUUCGAACCGCGAUUACGGGACUAAGCAGAUCAGCGAUCUGGCGCGUAAGGUGGUGCAGGAGAACAGUAAUAUGAAGCGGAAAGGCGCGUUUGGAGGUGCGGCGGGCGAUAAGGGACAGUUAGGCAAGUUAGGGGCUGCGGGGAGCAAGAUUGCGAGGGAGGAGGAUAUGGGGUUGUUGAGCGCGAAGGUGAAGGAACAGGUGUUUGGGUUGCCAGGGCAGGAGGCUGCGCAGAGCCAGGAAGUGGAGAUGAAGAGCUGAGCUGAUGGAGGUAUGCUGAAGCUCUUGAUGGUGCAUACAUUCUUGAUGCAUGGCUAGGCGUUUUGGCGCUAUAGACGGCGUGGUCAUAGGCCCUUGGAUCCUGAAGCGCCGAUUUGAUGGAAAUGACGCACCCAGGCAGACUUAUAUGCCGGACGUGCAAGUAAUAGGAGCAUAUCCUCACUUGCUAAGGGACACAAUUAACCUCCCAGGAUAGGUAGCAUAGACGCAAUAUAGCUCAAGUCCAAGACGAUAUGUAGCCUGCAAUAUCUUUUCGAAAUAACGCACCUAGGUAGACUUAUAUGCUAGACGUGCAAGUAAUAGAAGUAUAUUCUUACUUGCUAAGGGACACAAUU
This is a messenger RNA of Trematosphaeria pertusa, 1447 nucleotides long. RefSeq names its product COP9 signalosome complex subunit 5. The record is from RefSeq and is a predicted model, not a curated record. The transcript has 2 exons. NCBI's taxonomy places the organism in Eukaryota, Fungi, Ascomycota, Dothideomycetes, Pleosporales, Trematosphaeriaceae. Gene Ontology annotation, molecular function: metallopeptidase activity; protein binding; deNEDDylase activity. Gene Ontology annotation, biological process: protein deneddylation. Gene Ontology annotation, cellular component: cytoplasm; COP9 signalosome. Bases 54 to 1094 code for a protein of 346 amino acids.